This is a messenger RNA of Populus euphratica (Euphrates poplar), 1174 nucleotides long. Its product is annotated as pumilio homology domain family member 4-like. The record is from RefSeq and is a predicted model, not a curated record. NCBI's taxonomy places the organism in Eukaryota, Viridiplantae, Streptophyta, Magnoliopsida, Malpighiales, Salicaceae. Gene Ontology annotation, biological process: post-transcriptional regulation of gene expression. The transcript is spliced from 2 exons. Gene Ontology annotation, molecular function: mRNA binding. Gene Ontology annotation, cellular component: cytoplasm. The coding region runs from base 77 to 1174 and encodes 365 amino acids.
AACUUGUAUUUAACCCAUAACCCUCCCAACCCUUAUCUGCCUCUUUCUCGCUUCUUUUAUCUUUUCAUCCUGAAUUAUGGACCCUUACCACCACCACCAGCAGCAGCAGCGCCGCAGAUUUCUUGCUGGAACGGCGCCGUUUUCCCCUGAGACUCCCUUUUCCCGUUUAAUCGAUCAAAGCCUUGCGAGCCCUGAAACUUCUACUCAAAACCCCUACCUAGAAACUCUUGAAUCUGUCUUCUUAAGACUCAAUGUAUCUCAUGAUAAUCAAACUUUAUAUUCAGGUUCUCAUGACAAUAUCUUUAAUGGGUCCGUUGUAGAUUUUAAAAUUUUGGAUGGUCUUGCCUCUCGCGGCCUGGUUGGUUUUUUGCCAACCCAAAACAAUGAGAUAAAUGCUUUCGGGGCUACGAGGGUUCAAGAUUUUGUUCACAAUCCAAUGAUGGCUGGUUCUAAUUCUGAUUUGAGGAGUAACACUUUCGUUUAUGGUGGUGCGUAUCAAAAUCCAAACCUUAACAACCGGAGAGGAUUAAUGCAAAGAGAAUCGCAUUAUGGGUCGAUGAAUAAUGUUUUGGUGUCUAAAAGCCAGAAUUAUGGGAGGAGGCCACCUUGGUUACAAGAUUACGUGUCCUGGGAGGAUUUGAGUGGCAAGAUCGUGGCAUUGGCUAAGGAUCAACACGGAUGUAAGUUCUUACAAAGGCUUAUUGAGAGUGCAACAAGAGAACAAAUUGAUAUGUUGUUUUACGAAGUGAUCGACUAUGUUGGGGGGUUGAUAGCGGACCCAUUUGGGAAUUAUGUUGUACAAAAGCUUAUAGAGGUGAUUAGUGAGGAACAGAGGACUCGGGUUUUGCGAAUGCUUACUCGAACGGAUUUUCAACUUGUGAGAAUUUGUCUUGAUGUGCAUGGAACUCGGGCUGUACAGAAGUUGUUGAAUUGUAUUACAAACCCUCUGCAAGUUUCUUUAGUUGUAUCAGCUCUAAACCAAGGUGCUAUUGCAUUGAUAAAGGAUUCCAAUGGUCAUCAUGUGAUCCAGCAUUCUGUGAAGCAUUUUUCUCCUCAAGACAAUAAGGUGAUCUUCAAUUCAUUGAACCCCCCACUCCCAAAAAACAAAAAGUUUGUUGGAGAUCCUUUGUUAUAUCUCUGUAGUGUAAUCUGGGUUAUUAUUUCAUAUUUCUGA